Molecule: messenger RNA, 375 nt
Organism: Fibroporia radiculosa
Lineage: Eukaryota; Fungi; Basidiomycota; Agaricomycetes; Polyporales; Fibroporiaceae
Exons: 7
Coding region: 1-375 (124 amino acids)
Source: RefSeq, a predicted model, not a curated record
AUGCAGCCAAGGAGCCUUACAUUUGUUUUUGCCGCGCUUGUUUCUUUUGUCUCUCUUGGUGUUACUGCAAUGCCGUAUGGUGUUAUCGCUCAUCGUGAGGAUGCGUCAACCGAUGACAUCUUCAUAAAAUAUGCUGAUAAGCGUGAGGAUGCGUCAACCGACGACAUCUUCAUAAAAUAUGCUGGUAAGCGUGAGGAUGCGUCGACCGAUGACAUUUUCAUAGGAUACGCUGAUAAGCGUGAGGAUGCAUCGACCGAUGACAUUUUCAUAAAAUACGCUGGUAAGCGCGAUGACACGGUGUCAACGGACAACCUUUAUGGUCCCAAGUAUACAAUUAUUGACGUUACCGAUGCGGUUGGUUAUUUUCCCCCCUGA